Messenger RNA from Penicillium olsonii, 2295 nucleotides. The record is from the annotation of a GenBank genome assembly. NCBI's taxonomy places the organism in Eukaryota, Fungi, Ascomycota, Eurotiomycetes, Eurotiales, Aspergillaceae.
AUGCCAUACCCUUCACCCAUGCAACCCCAGCCCUCACCCAGGGAGCAUGGGCCGGAACACCUGUCCAGCGUAUCAAUCAUAGGAACAACACCGGACUCGGGUCUAUCCGAGUUAGGUGCUCCCUCCGCACAGGAUCAGUAUUCUGUGAGUUGCCAGGAGCCGUACAGUUCAAAUUUUGGCAAUGAACUCGUUCUGGAUCCUCUUCUGGCACAGGAUACGGUCCCCUCGUACCCCACCCUGAGCAGCUUCCCGGUAUUCUUCGAGCAAGUGAUGCUCCCGGGCGUCGACGCGGUGACAGCCCCACAUGAAACUCAUCAGCCUCGUGGAGUCUUUGACUUCAUGUUGGAUACAGAUUUUAGUUUUGCGGGUAAUGAUCUCUUCGGUACUGAUUUCAUCCCCGACCUAGAUCGCAUACUUGACAACUCGGCGCCUAUUUUUGGUUUUGAAGAUGCGUCAAGCAAGGAGUUGAAUCAUCAAGAAGCGGCUAGUCGGCGAGCUGCAGCAUUUGAGCGCUCGUUCUGGCAAUGGGUACCAGCAAAAAACCAGCACGCCUUCAGCGAAGAGAAGAGAAUCCCUUUACGAGACGGUGACAGUAUCUCACCAACGCAUAGAAAUCGGCUCGAUGCUCUCAAAAUACCAGGGAAGCUUUCCAUGCAGGCAAGGGAUGAUAUCUUCAAGCUGGUUGUGCAAACUGCCGGCUCUCGACUUUCGGUCUCUUCUUUCCCAUCAUCCGAAUAUCUGGAUACUCUGAUCAAAAUUGGAAUCGGAAAGAGAACCGAGACAGAUGCCUUUAUUCACCCUUAUAGCUUUUACGAGCAACAAUUGCGACCGGAGCUAUUGACUGGACUUGUUGCAGCUGGAUGCGUCUGCUGCGGCUUGUCUUCGAUCAAUAAAACCGGGAUCAUCUUGCAAGAAAUUACUCGAGCAUCCCUCGCACAGCUGGUUGAAAAUGACAACAGUGUUUUAAGGGAUCUACAGUGGCUACAAGCGUCCAUGUUAUGGUUGGAUAUUGGCAUAUUUUGCGGCUAUAAACGCAAGAUGCAAAUUGCCGAGAGUUAUUUACAGCCUCUAUGCACCGCAUUUCGACGCGCUGUCGCAUUUGACCGAUCAACAUAUUCGCUCCUAGUGCCACCGAUCGGGGAUGACGAGAGUUUGCUUCGGAAAGUAUGGCACGAUUGGAUAAAGCAAGAGUCCUUGAAAAGGUAUGGGUUUACAUCCUACGCGCUUCGUCAUAUGCUAAUCUUGGUAAGACUGGCAUAUCAUUUAUUCGGCCAUGAUGUGGAAGUCGCCAUGGCAAUGAACCGACCUGCUCUCAUCUCCUAUACUGAGCUGACUCUCCCUUUUCCUGCCGCGCGAGAUCUCUGGCUCGCACCAACGGCAAGCGCAUGGAGAGAUAUAUGGUUGGAGAAGUAUCAAUCUGUUGGGGUAUCCGAUUUGAGCCUUCGAGAUUUGCUAUCGGACCCGUCAUUGGUAACGACCAUUCCCAUUGACAAAGAUUUCGAUAUUGCGAGAUCAGCAUUACUAUAUGGUCUGGCCAGUCAGACAUGGGAAUUUCGCCAACAUAUGAUUUUGUCAAAAGGGUCGCCAUUUGGCUCACGUGCUAUGGCUCAGCUGUGGCUACAGAGCAGACAAGAUGAUAUGUAUUCAACAUUGAAGUCGCUACAAGAGGAGGUAACAAAAACUCCACCGGUCAUCACUUUACUCAACGAGUUCGUCAUGAUGUAUCUUCAUAUCGACGUAGAUGCAAUCCAACGGUUUGUGGGGAAGUUUGGAGAGCUCGAUGCCCGUCGGGCGUACCCUGGCCUUCGGGAGUGGAGUCGAACCAAAGACGCUCGAGCCGGGAUCUGGCACGCUGGUCAGGUCUUACGCGCCGCCCGUGCGGUCGCAGCCCACCAGCUACGCGGAUUUGAUGCAAUGGCUAUCUACCACGCUGCAUUGGUUCUGUGGGUCUUUGGUCUUCUUCAGUGCGGCGAGUCUACGCGACACGAUGCUCAUACACCUCUGAGCGAGAAAGAGUCCCCUCCGAGCAUUCCACUUGAUGGGCCACAUGGUCCACUGGUCAGGGCAUUCUUGGCGCAUGGGCAUGGUCGGCCUGGGCUGACGGUUUUCCAGCCCCGAAGUGGCCCUAGUGGUGACUCCUCGGUUUUCUGUGAGCUUAACAAGCCUCGGUCUGUUAUGGCCAUUGCCCGGCAAGUUUUGGAAGGGAAUUGUCCUCGUGUCUUUCCGGAAGAUACCCUACCGCCCAUGAUCCAGAAUCUCUGUGAGCUUAUUGAGGAUUUGGGCAGUCUUCCCUAA